AUGUGUACGAGGCGCUACACGAUUUCAAGGAUGGGGCGGCAAGGUCCGCGAGCCCAAGGUGCAUCCGGACCUGCUCACGUUCCCGUCGGUCACGCUCCUGCCUCACAUCGGCACCGCCACGAUCGAAGCCCGAUCCGACAUGUUUUUGCUGCAGCUCGAGAACGUCACGGCGGUGCUCGAAGGCAGGAGGCCGCCGUCGGCUGUCAACGAGGUCAGCACCCAAUAAAAUAA
Molecule: messenger RNA, 231 nt
Organism: Acanthamoeba castellanii str. Neff
Lineage: Eukaryota; Discosea; Longamoebia; Acanthamoebidae
Exons: 3
Coding region: 1-231 (76 amino acids)
Source: RefSeq, a predicted model, not a curated record